AUGGAUUUGCUGUUUGAUGAGGACCCAAAAUGGGUGAAAUGGAGACGCAUUGAGCCGAAAGUGAUUGGAUAUGGAUCGAUUGCGCGAGUGGAAUUGAUAAGAGAACGACAUCCGGAAACCUUUUCACAAUAUGAUAAUGGAACAUGGGAAAAUCAACGCUUUCAAAAAGAUCUGUUGACUCUGAAAGCUGUACUGCCGACGCCAAAUUGUAAACAUCGAAUUGCUCAGCUAGUCGAUAGUUGCACAAAAAUGAGACAAACCGAAAGGGCAACGAUUGAUUCUAUUUAUCCACAAAUUGUGCACCUCAAUUUGGAGUAUCAGAAAUUCCCAUUCUUUCCGUUGAUUUGCGAAAAACAGAAGCAAUUACUCCGGCCAAUCGGUUUCGAUAAUAGACUCACAAAAGCGGUGGAAAGCCCCCAAAGUGACAUUUAUCAGAUUGGAUUAGUUCUUUGGGAAAUUGUUGAGAGAAGAACUGUUUACGAAGACUAUGGAGAAACGGAAAUGAAUCUCGAUCGUUUCCUCUUUGAUUGUAGGAAAAAUUCGGUGAAACUGAAUUCACCGGAUUCUCUUCAUCCAAUUCGAGAGAUCAUCGAAACAUGCACCAAAAUCGAUUGCAAGGAACGAUCGAGUGCUUUGACACAUCACAAGCUGGAUUACGGUAGAUUUGAAAUGGAUCCGUUGAUUAGAGAAACCCAAGAAAGGCUAAUCAGACCGAUUGGUUUUGAUGGAACGGAAAAUGAAGUGAAUGUGGACAACAGAGAGGGAGUCGACGUGAAUUCCUCUUUUCUUCCCCCCGGCAUUUUCAUUUCUGGAGCCUCCACUUUAAAUGAAUAU
Messenger RNA from Mesorhabditis belari, 834 nucleotides. Lineage: Eukaryota; Metazoa; Nematoda; Chromadorea; Rhabditida; Rhabditidae. The record is from the annotation of a GenBank genome assembly.